UUCAUCUGUCUGGACGACGAGGGACGGUCCGUGGGAUUUUUGUUCGAUGCAGAUGCUGAAGCUUAUUACAGUUUUGGUGUAGUCUUGGUAGGAAAAUAUGGACAAAAUCUGCGAGGAACUAGAUGAAGCCAAACUGGAGAUUGAGAGGCUCAAGGCAGACUACCUGAAUAAAGCUGCACAGUAUGAUAGCUUAAGGAAAGGGUACAAUGAGCAAUCAAAUAGGCUUCAGGAAGCGAGAGCGAAAAUCGAGAACCAGUCGGAAGAACUCACUGGGAAGACGCAGGAAAUUUCGGAAUUGAAGCGUUUGUGUGAAGAUCUUAAAUGCAGCUUAAGCGAAAAGGAAUCAACUGUUAAAUGUCUUAGUGCUGCCAAUGACACUCUCAGAUCUGAUUGUAAAGAGAAGUCACAAAAGUGGGAAGAGGAGAACAGGCGUUUGCUAUUGGCUGUAGAAGAAGCGAAUGAUAGAUGUGCCAGUCAAGAGGAGAAGCUGCGAGGGUUUGAAGAACAGAUUAAAGGCUUGAAAAGGCUUUUGGAUUCCUCACAAAAGAAAUGUUCUGAAGCAGAGGAAAAGGCCAAGGCUCCUAUAAAACUGAGAGAAAGAGAUGAUGUAAUCGACAGUUUAGAGCAGGAAGUCAGGAAAGUCGAAGAUCAGCAUAAAUGGAAGAAAGAGCAGUUCAAGCAUUUGGAAGAGGCGCACAACAAGCUCCGGGAACAGUACAAGACAAGCAAGAAAGAAUGGGAGCUGGAGAGAUCUUCAUUUCUUGAUGAGAUCUCUUUGCUACAGAUGAAGUUGGAUUCUCAAACUAGAAUGUCCCAGGAUCUUGGGAACAGGUUGCAGAUGUGUAACCAAGCACUCGCCCAUGAAGAAAGCAGAAGAAAGACUUUGGAGUUUCAGGUCUCCAACUUUAAAACGCGCUUUGAGAAUGUCUUUGGCGAAUGUGAGGAAGCAAAGUCGCAGCUGGAUCGCUUGAUGUCCCAGAGGGAUGAAGAGGUGGCAAAUUUGAGGCAUUUACUGGGGAGCAACGAGACAAUUUGCAAGGAGAUGAAAUAUCAGGCAAGGAAACUGCAGCAAGAAAAUGAAGAACUAAUAGGAGACAUCAAACAACUCCAAGAAGAGAAGAUAUACAAUGCAGGAAACUCUCCAUCUUUGGCUAAGCUGCGAAAUAGGCUAAAAAGCGUCGAGCGGAUGCACGAAGACUGUGCUGCAAAUCUUAAAGCAAAAGAGGCUGAGUGGAGUCGAGAGCUGGAGAAAUUGACAUCUGAACUGGAGGAUUGCAGGUCUGAGUUGUUGAGUAAGGAAGCAGCGCUCAAAGAUGUCACGAAGGAACUAGAAGGUUGUCAUGCCUCCCUGAUGCAGUUGAUGUUGAUGAACGAGGAGAUUUCCGUGACGCUAUUGGUGAUGAAAUCAGGAAUAUCUGAGUAUCAGUUAAAGCUUGCUAAUAAUGCUUCUGAUAUCGACAUGCAUAACAAGAUCAGAGAAGAUAAUGCUUCUCUUCUGAUAAAGCAGCUCGAGAUGAAGAAUGAAGCCUUGGCCAAGGCUCAUGGGGAGAUCAUCAGCGAACAUCAGAAGGUGCAGAUUGAGCUGGCAAGUUAUAAGGAAAUGCUUGAAGAAUCGUCAAGAUGCCAAUUUUUCUUGAAGGAGCAAGCUUUACGAAUGGAAGUCGAUUCCAAUGUGAAGAUCAAAGAAGUUUGUGAUGCCCUAGAUAGAACCAGUUCCGAGCUGACUGAGAAAAUUGGCGAAGCGAAUGAAAUGGAAUUUGAAUUGCAGAUAUGGAAAUCAGUUGCUGAUCGUUUGAAAUUUGAAAUUGAUGAAAACCAUGAAACACGUAAACAAUUGGAAGCCUCACUUCUUGCACAAUCCGAGUUCGAGAAUGCGAUGAAGAGGGAGAAAGAUGAACUUGCCCACCUGUUGGAAGAUAGAGACAGAAGUAUCGACUGUCUCCAGAAGAAGAUUUUGCUUCUGGAUCAAGAAAUCAAAAUGAGAGAAUUAGAAGUUGCUAAUUCUACAAAGAUGGAGUCACUAAUGGCCCUCGAAUCAGAGAGGAAUAGUUUCUUCCAAAUGAUCCGAGAGAAGGAUGAGAUCUUCAAGGAACUCCAUGAGGAGAUUAGUCAGCUGGAGCAGGAAUCACUUAGAAGAGAAUUCGAAGGUGUUCUUUUCGCCCAAUUAGGAGCAGAGAGGGCAUUUGAGAAUGAGAAACGCAAACUUGUCCAUCUGAUGGAAGAGAAGGACCAGAGAAUAAGGGACUUAAUGCACUCCAUGAAAUCCCUGGAAGACAAGUUCAGCAGCUCGAUGGUGUCCAUCUCCUCACAGCUAGCUGAAAAGGAGGCAGCAAUUGAUUCAUUUUGCGAAGCCUGGGAGAAGAUAACAGCAGCAGAAAUUGUGGCCGAGAUAGAAGUCGAAGAGAAGAGAAUGAUGAUUACGGAACUGGAGAAUGAGUUGACUAAUCUGCAAAAGAAGCUGGAGCUUCAGGAAAAAUCCCUGUCGUGUUCAGAGCAUAGAGCAUUGGACAUUGAAGCUGCACUGGAGGCAAAAGAAUCAGAGAUGAAAAACUUGGCUUGGGAGAUGGAUGUGAGGCUCACCAGCUCAGAUGCAUUGGUUAAUGAGCUGAAGAGCGAAAACGGUGACUUGCUUAAAUACAUCCGAGCAUUAGUAUCGGAAAAGGAAGAUUUGUUGGGACUUAUUAGGGAGAUGGAAGAAAGGAUCAGCAAGUCCUCUAGUGAAGACAACCAACUGAUGCAGGUCCUAGAUACGAUAUUACAGUCUUUUGAUUGUGAUGGCUCGAGUAUGGAUUCCGAACAGGACAACCAAAAUGUUGACCCUGUUAAAGAGGAUUUGAAGUCUGAUAAAUCUCCUUUUGUGAAGACAUACGCAGCCGUUUUGAAUGGAAGAUCUCCUUUCAGAGAGCUUAACAGUUAGCUCCACCGCAAGAUUGUCAAUGCCAGGUUUUGGUUUUCGGCGAGGAACCUGUUUGUGCCACUGACUUCUGAAUAUAUGAUUGCUGACAUUUUGUUUGCUAUCGAAAGAACCCAUGUAUGACUUGUGAUGCCAAAUUGUUAUCACGCAAUUUGUACUGUAAAUCUACCCUGAUUCUGUAGUCACUAAUUUGUUGGAUUGUCACUUUUUUCAAGGCAUUCAUCUAGACAGCUCCAAGCUGCAGAUCAGAAAAUAGUUCAGUACUUCAUCUUCAA
Syzygium oleosum is the source of this 3189-nucleotide messenger RNA. RefSeq lists its product as uncharacterized. Bases 98 to 2917 code for a protein of 939 amino acids. The transcript is spliced from 2 exons. The record is from RefSeq and is a predicted model, not a curated record. NCBI's taxonomy places the organism in Eukaryota, Viridiplantae, Streptophyta, Magnoliopsida, Myrtales, Myrtaceae.